Saccostrea echinata is the source of this 1181-nucleotide messenger RNA. Its product is annotated as sodium channel modifier 1-like. NCBI's taxonomy places the organism in Eukaryota, Metazoa, Mollusca, Bivalvia, Ostreida, Ostreidae. Gene Ontology annotation, cellular component: nucleus. The record is from RefSeq and is a predicted model, not a curated record. The transcript is spliced from 6 exons. Gene Ontology annotation, biological process: RNA splicing. Bases 34 to 1116 code for a protein of 360 amino acids.
AAUUGCAACCAAAGCUUACAGUCCACUACAAAAAUGUCAUUUAAGAGGGAUGGCGACGAUACCAACCAACUAGGGGUGUUGAGAAAAAGACGAGUAAAGGAGUUGUUUGCAGAAGACAUUCCAGAGGACGAGGCUUUACUAACAAGUAAUGGAAGGUUUGCUUGCCUUGUGUGUACCUACAGACCAGUGUUUGAUACUGUGAUAAUGCUGUCACAGCAUCGCAAAGGAAAGAAACACGAGGCUUAUAUGGAACAGUUUCAAGAAAAGAAAGAUGAGCUAGAAAUGCUUAUAAAGCAGAGAAAACACGAACAGUACUUAAAAGAUGGAACUACAAAUAUCAAACAGGCAACAAUAUCACACAAAGGACUAGGUUGUGGACACAAGUAUGACCCCAGAGUGAAGAAAAAGUUUCAUUCCCGAAAAACAAGGGUAAGCCUGGGGGAAUCCAGCAAUGACAGUGUGUCAAGCCAGUGUGAAUUUCCAAUGGCUACAGACAUAUCUUCACUCCCAGGAGAAAGAGUUUCAUCAAAUUCAUCUCCAGUUGUAUCUGGAAUACUGAAGAAAGAUGUUUCAGCUAAUGAUACAAGUAUGAAAAAUGAAGACAGUAUAGGAGCUAAUGUUUCUGAUCAGUUCAAAAGCAACAAAAACUUCAGGGAACAUUUUCUUGGCCAGAAAGGACCCUUUCUCCAUGAAAAACAACUAAAAAAUAUUUUCUCAGUGCCAAAAUCAAACCACUUUAACCCUGUGCCAUACAAAAGGAAAGCAACAGAAAAUUCUGAAUGUGACACUGGGAUGGUGAAUUGUGCUAAACAGUGUAGAGGCAAUGAGACUAAAAUAUCAGCAGGAACUGUAGUCCCUAAUCACACUCCAGAUAACUCUCAGCAAUCUUCAAAUACGUCCACAAACAACCUUAAAAUUGUAUCAAAAUCCAAAAAUAAAAAGACAGUACCACAAAGAAGUGAAGAGGAUGAAAGGAAACUAAGAGAAAAACAGAAGUUAGCAGACAAAUACCUGUAUUACAGAGGAGGAGGAUGGAAGAAGAAUUGGAAAGGGGAGUGGGUCAAAGAUGAAGAUGUGGAAUUUGAUUCUGAUGAAGAACCUCCAGAUCUGCCAUAAACUGACAUUAUUAACAAUAUAUUUAGUAUUGAUAACGCAACAGAAGAUUAAAUGAAUUCAUUAGA